AUGUCUGAGCUGCUAAAUUAUGAGUUUUCUGAGGCCAGACGCCGUUUUGAUGGAGCGCCACAAGUUCUCUACUGCCACAAGGACCCACCCCGGGAGCUGGCCGGAACCGAUGCUCUUUCCGGUGAAAAUAUUGCCUACAUCACCUUUGUGCUUUCGCCGCGUCACAUUGAUGAGAAGCACCGGGCCAAGACGAUAGACCUGAUCCACACCCUACGCACCUACCUGCACUACCACAUCAAGUGCAUGAAGGCCUACAUGCAGAUGCGGAUGCGAGCCAAGACCAGCGAAUUUCUCAAGGUCCUCAAUCGGGCCCACCGGGAGGCCAACAACUCCGUGGUCGUCACUGUCGACCAGAGCGUCGGUUUCGCCACCGGAUCCUCCAGCGCAAAGUAA
Molecule: messenger RNA, 393 nt
Organism: Dibothriocephalus latus
Lineage: Eukaryota; Metazoa; Platyhelminthes; Cestoda; Diphyllobothriidea; Diphyllobothriidae
Source: the annotation of a GenBank genome assembly